Molecule: messenger RNA, 775 nt
Organism: Zingiber officinale
Lineage: Eukaryota; Viridiplantae; Streptophyta; Magnoliopsida; Zingiberales; Zingiberaceae
Product: agamous-like MADS-box protein AGL80
Exons: 1
Coding region: 1-702 (233 amino acids)
Biological process (GO): positive regulation of transcription by RNA polymerase II
Molecular function (GO): RNA polymerase II cis-regulatory region sequence-specific DNA binding; DNA-binding transcription factor activity, RNA polymerase II-specific; protein dimerization activity
Source: RefSeq, a predicted model, not a curated record
AUGGCGAGGUGCAAAGUGAAGCUGGUGAGGAUCGCCAACGCCGGCUCCCGCCGGACGACGCUCAGGAAGAGGCUCAAGGGCCUGAUGAAGAAGGUUCGGGAGAUGACGGUGCUCUGCGGCGUGGAGGCGGCUGCGGUGGUGUACGAUCCUCAGGAUCCUCUGCACCCGGCGGCGUGGCCGUCGCGGCGCGAGGCGGCGCUGUUGCUCCAAGGCUUUCGCGCGUUGCCGGAGGUCGAGCGGCUGCGGAAGAUGACCAGCCAGGAGGCGUUCCUCCGCCAGCGCGUCGCGAAGAUGAGAGACCAGCUCCGCCGCCAGCAGCUGGCCAACCACGAGCUCGAGAUGUCGGCGAUCCUCUUCGAGGGCCUCUCCGGCCGGAGUCUCCAUGACGUCGGCAUCGAGAACGCCUACUCGCUUUCGCUGCUCGUCGACAACAAGCUCCAGGAGAUCGCCGCGAGGAGGCAGGAACUCGCCGUGCAACUGGCCGUGACCUCUGCACCACCACCUCCUUCGUCGGCUCCUAUGACUCUGCAGCAUAAUAUCAACUGGCCGCCGCCAUUCUCGAGCACGAUCACGAGCCCGCCAGUUCACGCUCCAGCGCCGGUGCACAACAGUCACGCCGUCGCCGGCAACUUGCACAAUAUCGACCAAUUCUCCAGCGCCAAAAUCGAUCCUUUCCGGUGGAGUGACUCCUUGUUCUCUUAAUCCAAAUUCAUACAAGUUCAGAAUCUGGUCCCUCAACAGUUUGCUUUAUCGAUCUUCUUCUUGUUUCAUGUUU